CUCUCUGCAUCCAUAGAGUCACCUGUGUGAUGUAAUCAAUGCGCGUGUCACUCACAACAACACUGAAAGAACCACGCGCACCACCGCAGCCAGCGCGCGCCACACACACACACACACACACACACACACAAACACACACAAUAGACACAGAGAACAAUAGCCGCGCGCUGCUCUUUAUUCCCAAUAUCUGGUUCAUUUUAAUGCGGUGAUCUGCGGGUCUAGUUACCGCGGAGGGUUACAGCCGUGUGUCGAUUUUUUAAAACACUGCGCUUCAGUUUAAAAUGAGCCAUUUUAGGUGUUUUGAAGGCGAAGCACCCCGGGAAGAAGAGAGGAAUACCACGUUGUAACCAUACUGUCUAUGAUUGUAACGUGCAGAGAGAGGGACAGAGAGGUGGACGCACACACAGAGAGAGAGAGAGAGAGAGAGAGAGAGAGAAGAGAGAGAGAGAGAGAGAGAAAGGGGGGAGUGAAUGGGCACGACUCAGUCAGCAGCACUGCGCCCUUCACUUUAUCGAUAUCGAUCAGUUUGGAGACAUUUAGACCCACAGCGGGUCCGUUACAGACAGGCUAUCCCGGGAGCUAGCAAGAGCACCGGAGGCUACAGCGAUGGAACGCGUGUGAAGCAGCCCGGGAGCAACGGCAGCCUGGCGGACAGAGAAACAAGGAAGCGGACGGCUAGCUGCGCUACACCACCGAAGCUAACGUUGGCUAACAGUUGGCUAAUAUUAUUUCUAAUGAGCGACCAAGGAGUAUGCGACCUGAUACGAAGAGCUGACUUGUUCGGGGAUGUCGGGCAGUAAGGCGCUGGGCGGUGGGGCUGGCGGGGGGGCGCGGCGCAGGCGGACGCGGUGCCGGCGCUGCCAGGCCUGCAAGAGAACCGAGUGUGGAGAGUGUCACUUCUGCAAAGACAUGAAGAAGUUCGGAGGGCCCGGCCGCAUGAAGCAGUCCUGCCUGCUGAGACAGUGCACGGCGCCGGUGCUACCUCACACGGCGGUGUGUUUUGCGUGCGGCGAGGCGGGGAAGGAGGACACGGUGGACUCUGAGGAGGAGAAGUUCAGCCUCUCUCUGAUGGAGUGCACCAUCUGCAACGAGAUCAUCCACCCCAGCUGUCUCAAGAUGGGUAAAGCUGAAGGAAUCAUCAACGAUGAGAUCCCAAACUGCUGGGAGUGUCCCAAGUGCCACAAGGAGGGCAAAACCAGUAAGGACCAGGCGGACGGCUCGGGGAAGCGCCGGCUGGAUAACGGCGAGGUCGGCCGCUGGAAGCUCACAGACGACCCUCCCCCUAAAAAGAAAGCCCCUCCCUCCCUGGAGGAGGGGGGGAGGACGACAGAGGGGGGGCACAAGAGGAAGAAGGAGAAGGAGCUGCCGCAGGACAGCGGGCCCAAGAAGAAGAUGAAGGGUGCCCACGAAAAACGCCUCAAAAAGAAACCCAAACCGGAGGCGGAGUCCAAUGGUCCCACCUCGUCAGCUGGAGGUGGAGCAGCAGGACUGCAGGGCUCCUCCUCUUCCUCCUCUUCUUCUCAACCCAGCGGGGGUGCAGGGGGGGCUGUGGGGGGGACGUCGAGUGCGGACCAGCGCUCUCAUCACCGAGAGAAACUAGAGCGUUUCAAGAGGAUGUGUCUGCUGGAGCGCCGGCCCGAGUCGUCGUCGUCGUCUUCCUCCAGCUCGGAGUCUGACUCCGAGUCAGACUCCGACGACUCCCUGAGGGGGGAGCAGGCAGGGGGCGGCUCCUCGCCGUCGUCCUCCUCCCCCGCGCCGCCUCCUCCUGUCGCCUACGGCAACAGCAGCGGGGGGCGGGCCGAGCGGGAAAGGAGCCGCAGCGAGCGGGAGAGAGAGAGGGAGCGGGAGCGCCGUCUGGCCGAGCUUGGCUUCAGCGCCAGCGAGGAGUCGGAGGGGGAGGCGGGGGGGAGGGGGGAGGAGGAGGUGCGGGAGGAGGAGCAGGGAGGGGGGGAGAAGGCUCGGCGGAGAGAGGCGGGGCUACCGCCGCGAGGACGGAAAGCCCCGCCGGACGGAGAGGACGAAGACGCACCCGCCUCCGACAGGACCAGGAAGAACUCCGCCUCCCUCCCCCCACCCUCCCCGCUCUCCUCAAAUCAGAUGCCUCCGUCCUCACAGCACGACGGCGGCUUCCCGGGGAAGCAGCGCAGCAACGGACAGGAGGCGCGCAACGGGCGGACACGAGGAGGCGCGGGAGGGGGGAGGGAAGGCGGGGAGAAGGAGAACGCUAGCGGAGUUCUGAGCAAUCACAGACACAGCGGCGGGAACAAAGGCAGUGGUAGCCGCGGCAACAAGAUCCGCAGCAACAGUAAGGCGUCCAGGAACAGCGCCGCCCCGCCUUCCGCCUCCCUCCCCACCUCCAACGGGGGAGCAGGCGGCCUCACGAUGUCAGCAAUGGCGGCGUCGCCCUGCUCGCAGCCAUCCCGCCUCGCCCCGCGCUCUCAGAUGAUGAAGCGCAGCCCGCCGGCCGUGCCCUCGCCGCCCCGGCCCGUUCAGAUGGAGCGCCACCUGGUGCGGCCGCCGCCUGCCUGCCCCGAGCCCAGCUGCCUGCCGUUGGACUCUGGCUCCGCCCACAUCAUGACCCGCGACGUAUGGCUGCGAGUCUUCACGCACCUGAGCCAAAGAGAGCUGUGCGUCUGCAUGAGGGUGUGUCGCACCUGGAGCCGCUGGUGUUGUGACAAACGUCUGUGGACGCAGAUCGAUCUGAGCCGGCAGCGCUCCAUCACCCCCCCCAUGCUGAGUGGGAUCAUCCGCCGUCAGCCUGUCUCCCUCAACCUCGGCUACACCAACAUCUCCAAGAAACAACUGAUGUGGCUCAUCAACCGCUUACAAGGUCUGCUGGAGCUGAAUGUGUCUGGCUGUGCCUGGCCGGCGGUCUCGGCUCUGUGUCAGGCUGUCUGUCCCUGUCUGAAGCUGCUGGAUCUCAGCAGAGUGGAGGACCUCAAAGACUCUCACCUGAGGGACCUGCUGGCCCCCCCACCGGACACCCGGACAGCUCACGGUGAAACCAGAGUGGGGCGUUUCCAGAACAUGACUGAGCUGCGAUUGGCCGGUCUGGACCUGACAGACGCGUCGUCCCGCCUGCUGGUGCGUUACGUCCCUCACCUGAGUCGCUUAGACCUGAGCCAGUGUGGGAACAUCAGUGACCAGACGGUGCUCACCCUCUCCUCCCCUGUCUCCCCCCUGAGAGAGAGCCUCACACACAUCAACCUGGCAGGUUGUGCCAAGGUGACGGAGCAGUGUGUCUCGUUGCUGCGUCGCUGUUCCUUUCUUCAGACGGUGGACCUGCGCUGCUGCUCCCUGUUGUCCUCGGAGAUGGGACAGCUGCUGUCCUUCCCCCCCCACUCCUCCUCCUCGUCCUCCUCCACCUCCUCGUCCUCCUCUUCCUCGUCUGCUGCCGCCACGCUCGCUGCUGCUGCCUCCUCCUCUUCCUCCUCCUCCUGUCCUCCUGAAGACAGAACGCUGCUAAAGAACAGCUAAAACCCUCCUUAAUGUUUCUGGGACUUGUGAUUGGUCCAGGUGGCUCCAAGCCCCGCCCUCCGGCCUCCUUACACUACAGACAGAAGAGGAGGAAGAGGAGGAGGAGCCUGAACAUUUCUCCUCUCGUACAGAGCAGAUGAAGAGGAGGAAAAACAUUUUGGGAAAGUUGUGGGUAAUAGUGAAAAAAUAGAAACCCUGAGCAUGUACAUAUUUGUUCUCUGUACAAUUUUGGGUGUGUGUGUAUAUAUCUGUAGUUUACUGUAAAUGACCCCAAAACCCUUUCACUCCUUCUUCUUCUUCCCGUCCGUCCUACCACGCUACGACCAAUCAUCACGCCCCGCGUCCAUCUGCAGGAAACUCUGGCGCUGCAACUACCAAUAAUGUGUGGAUUAUGUUCUGGAUGAAUGGAUGACAGAACUCUGUCUCUAAAAUGUGGAUCAGUGUUUCCCAAAGCCCAACAGAGAAACACAGACAGACAGCCAGACAGACUCUCUAAAAUGUGGAUCAGUGUUUCCCAAAAAGCCCAAGAUAUCGUCUUCAAAGAUAUUGAGUGUACUGUCCCAGAGGAGAGAAGAAACUAGAACAUAUUCACAUUUAACAAGUUGACAUCACACAAGUUUACCUGUUUACUUCAGUCCCCACCCCCUUCCCAAAAAGAAAAAAAACUACAGGAAGUCAGAAACUUGUAGCUUUAUUUCUGGGCACUUUAAAAUAAAAACCAGUCUGACAUUUGUGUCUCGCUCGGCUAACGGUUUCCCUACGCUUCCAGUCUUCGUGCUAAGCUAGGCUAACAGUUUCCCUCCGCUUCCAGUCUUCGUGCUAAGCUAGGCUAACAGUUUCCCUCCGCUUCCAGUCUUCGUGCUAAGUCCGUUUCUAAAGACGGCCGCUGUGUCUCCACUUGCCGCUGCGUCUCCCGGAUAUACGGGCGCCAAAGACUAUUGAUCGGCCGUUUUCUUUAUUUUUGAUAGAAAAACUUACAAGACAAAAAGUUGGAGAAUUUAUAGAUUAAAAGUCGGAAUAUUUCAAGAUAAAAGUAUGAACAAAUUUAGAAAAAAGUUGGAAUGUUUUUGCCACGGUAUCAAAGUCCCGCCCACACACCGGCCCGACCAAUCAGGAGUCAAUCCCGACUGCCAAUCAUGAGGUUUCAGCCCGGUUUUUACAGCAUCAAAGAACUAAUAAAACCCAAACUGACAUCACAACCACCAAAUUUCGUUGGGACAUGUGAUUGGAUUAUUUACUUUGGGGGCGGGGCUUAUGAGCUAUACUGCCCCCCCAGCCACCAGGGGGCGGUCCAGAUGUUUUGGCUUCACUUACCCUCCUAACCCAGUUACCCAUAACACCCCUCCGUAGAUCCACAGAGACAGACGCUGAGUUUAUUCACACUGAACGUAAACCCAAACCACUGACAGUUCCAAAUAAAGUUUAUUCAAACGGGACAACCUUAAGAUAAACCUAAUACCCUGUAUGUAUCGUUUCAGGCACUUUUGCCUGAAACAAUUAAUCAUUGAUGAAAAUAUCUGCUGAUUAAUUUUCUGUCGCUGGAAUAAUCCGUCAGUUUGGACGUGAGCAGCCUUCAGAGCGUGAGCGUGUUUCCUGAAGAUAAAUAUAAAUAAUAAAGUUUAGCCAAGUUUAUAUAGAACAAAAAGUAUUGAAAGAGAGAAUCAUCAUACCAGAGUCCAGCCAGAAAAACACUGAUUCUGUAGAGACGAGGCUGCAGUCAGAGACAACUACAGAUCUGUGUGUGUGUGUGUGUGUGUGUGUGUGUGUGUGUGUGUGUGUGUGUGUGUGUGUGUGUGUGUGUGUGUGUGUGUGUGUGUGUGUCAGACCGACAGCGCUGGGUGUAUUUUGAAUCUGAGCCUCAGUGUCUUCAACAUUCGCCUCAUUCAUUCAUCUUCCCCUCUUUGUCUUUUAACAUCAUCUUCUUCUUCUCCCUCCUGUCAGUGUUCUUCACCUCUGAUCCGAGUAUUUUGGGAACUUAUUGAUUGUGUUUUCUCAGGAGUAUAAUUUAUUUUCAGUCCAAACACACAUUCCUCCUCCACAACUUUAGGUUUUGUGACUUGUUACUAUUUUUCUACGCAGCGGUUCAUUGUUAUGUGUUUUUCUUUUGUUUUCUACAUGAUGAACAUUUCUUCUGUGUUUGUUCACAUUGAUGAAUUUGAAUCUUAAAUCUGUGUUUUGUUACGGGAGCCCGUUUCUGCUACGUUUUGAAGAAGUUAGGAAUAGAUUAAAGGUCAUAAGUACUCUCGGCAUCAGGAUUAUUAACACGGAGUCUGUGGACGCAGAGUUUUCUGCAGAUUUUAGACAAAUUUAACAAAUGAAAAUCAAACCAAAACCAUUUACACGUUAACAGGUUUCAUUCUGGAUGUGGACACACACACAGACAGACACAGAGACACACACACAGACACACAAUCAUGAUUUGUGUCUUAUUGUCUUGGGUUGAUUUUCUAAUCUUGAUAAAUUGGUACUAUCCCAUAAUAUGGAUUUAUCUCAGGAUUUUGAAACACUAAGACAGUAAAUCAAAAUUAAGAUUGUGUUGUAAUCUUUAGCAUCAACAUCCUAAUUUAAGUCACUUUCUUACAGUCUCCAGAUCUUGACUUUCUACAUCAACGUCAACAGUUAAAUUUAAUAAUAUAAACGUCUCCUAACCUUCACUAACUGUUUCAUAAUCUGGAUUUAGUGUUUAAUAAUCCUGUUAAAUCUUUCAAUUUAUUACUUCAUAAUCUAGAGUAUUUUUUUUAGAUUUUUAUUCCUAAUUUCUUCAUCUGUUUUUGUUUUUUUCUUUGUUUUCUUUUGGGUCAAAUGGGCUCCCGUAGUUUUCCGAUGGGGCCUAAUUUAUAAAAAAAAGAAAAGUCAGUUGACCACAAACUGAAUUUUACGUUUAAAGCAAAAAAGUUAAAAAUCAAUGUGAGCUGCUGACGUUUGUGAUGGGGGAGAAGACUAAUAUCUCUCCACCUGGGACUGUUUUUAUCUCACUGGCUGCACUGAGGGAGGGGUGGGGGGGUAAUCAAACAGCCAAUCAGCACGGACUACAGCUACAGUAAAAUCAUUACAACAUAUGUUUUGUCAGGGUAAAGCUACACAGUGUUGUGUUAGCUACGCGGUGUCGUGUUAGCUUCGAGCGUUAGUCCCGGUAACUGCUGUGUUACCUCUGCUGCUUCUGAAGAACAAAGACGUGAAACUAAAUCUUCGAUUCUUUAAAUUAAGUCAAGAGAGCAAGCAAGAAAAACACCGUUGUGGCGGGCAAGCUAAAGUUGGCGAGCAAGCUAAAGUUGGCGAGCAAGCUAGCAAAGUUUAUUUAUAGAGCACCUUUUUACAGACACAAAGUUACUCCCAGUCAAAGACAUAACAUGUUAUAGUCUAGUAAAUAAAGCACAGAUAAAAAGACAAGUCUAAAACUAAAUCCCUGUCUGAACAGCAAGAUAAUUAAGAUUUAGUUUGAAUGGUUCUAAUCUUAAUGUCAGAGCUGUGGAAACUUUGGUAACAACUCUAUUUAUACAGCUUUAUUCUUCACAGAACAAAAAGUAACGAAAAUGUUUCAAUCCAAACCAUCUUUUUCCUCAACAAGUUGUUUUGGUGUCAGAACUUAACUUUAUUUUAUACUUUGGCAUAUAAACACACAGGCAAAAACAUAAUUUAAUUACUUUUCUAAUUUGAGUUUUUGGGCUAUUUUACUUUCUUUAAGACUAUCUGGAAAAGAAAUGUGUUUAUAUUACUGCACUGUUUAUUUGUGUCUGUAGUAACAUUAAAUAACGUCUCACCUGCGUAUUACAACAUAACAUUAAGAAAACUUGUAAAACGAAGCUAAACGUAAUGGUCAGGCGACCGGCCGGCGUAAUCUCGUAGAAUACGAACCUGUUGGGCACAAACGCAGAUUAAUAGUAUUACUGUUUAAUCAGUCACUUAAUCAACAGAUUAAACACGUGUUUUGAUAAUCGAGGGAACGUUUUUACAGCAUUUAUCAGCUAAAGUACACCAGAAGUUCAGUGAUCAGCUGGGAUAAAUAAACAGAAUAUUUGUAAGUAAACUGUGAAACCUGGGAACAUUUAGACCAGCGGUGUCAAACUCUACACACACACACACACACACACACACACUUCACUACGGGUUUGACAAAUGAGUCACAUCAAGAGACAGACGUGUAGAGUUUCUUGACAUGCUUUUAUUUUGAAAAGUCAAACAACUUUUACUGUAUUAUUGUUAAAGCUAAGCUAAUAUAGCUUUCUCACUUAGAGUUUUGGUCCACAUGAAGCCCUGAAAAGAGUCCGCAACAAAAGUAACUUAGACAUUAAAUUAAAAAGCAACUAAAACAUUUUAUGAAAUGCCAGAAAAAGCGACAAAAACAUCAGAAAGAGUGCCAAGAGCGUUGGCAAAAGUGACAAAACAUUGAAGAACUAGGCGGGCCUUGAGUUUGACACGUGAUUUAGACGUCUUUAGUUUAAGGCCGUGCAGCAGAGGUAACAUGGUGUUAGACGCCCGCCGUAGUCCUGGAAACUAAAAGUAUUCGUUACAUUUACAAUUGCCAUAAACGCGUCCUUGUGCCAUAAACACGCCAGAUCAAUGUUUUGCUGUUCAAAGGUCAGUUUUUAUAUUUUAUCUUUUUGUAUUCGGUUUAAGAUGUAGUUGUUUUUUUUCUACUGUAUGCGUGGGGAUCAAUAAUGCAUAUCACAGCUUCAAACUUUACCUUGCAACAAGUGACGGGAUCAAAUCUGAUUGGGCGAAAACCCCUGACUCGUGAAAGCUCUUAUCCAAUCAGACGCCCAGACAUAUCUGUGUUCUCUAUCUAAGUCAAAUCUGUUUUAAAGAUGCACUGGAUCAUCGCCAUCGUCACCUUCAUCCCCGCCUUUUUGCCAAAUGUAGUUUUUGUUGUGAAAAUGGGCAUUUUUAUCCUGUUUUUUUGUUUGUUUUUAUACUUUUGCCAUGACUCUUCAGUUGUGUUGAUGGAAAAAAAAAUGAGGAAGAAGUUGGAAAGAAAAAGUAAAAGAGAGAAAAAGACCAACUCAAGGCAGCUACGUACGAGUGACUACUGUAAAAUGACUAACUAAUAAAGAAGCAAUGGUUCCUUUUUACAUCCCA
Molecule: messenger RNA, 8553 nt
Organism: Perca fluviatilis (European perch)
Lineage: Eukaryota; Metazoa; Chordata; Actinopteri; Perciformes; Percidae
Gene: fbxl19
Exons: 11
Coding region: 787-3477 (896 amino acids)
Biological process (GO): protein demethylation; regulation of transcription by RNA polymerase II
Molecular function (GO): transcription coregulator activity; DNA binding; histone demethylase activity
Source: RefSeq, a predicted model, not a curated record